CACUAAUAGUUCUCGUCUUCGAGUUUGAGCAGUAGAAUAGAAGACAAUACCAGUUUACUCCCAACGAGUUCCACACUGAGUCCCUAACCCGACUCAUCCAUCGCACGAAUGGCUAGAAGUAGAAAUAAUAACAGUGUCGGCGGAUUUCAAUUUCUGAUCUAUGUAGCAUUAAUCUGCUCAGUUUCUGCUUCCGCUUCGAUCUUUUAUCCGAUCUCCGAUUCUCACCGAUCUGCCGCUUCGGAACUUUUUUCGCCGAUCGACGGUUCAUUUAGCAGUUUGCGAGAAACAUAUGAGGCGCUUCGGACAUUUGAGAUUCUUGGAAUUGACAAAAAGCCUGACGUAAGCGUCGCAGCUUGUCAGUCUGUAGUGGAAACCCUUGGGUCUUCAUCUUCAGCUUCCAAGGAUAUUUUCUAUGCUCUUAAAGCGAAUAGAGUUUUAAAAUGUGAAGUCAAAGAGGAAGUUUAUGAGCGAGUUGUUUCCGAACUUCAAAGUUCUGUAAAGAGUGCAAGUUCGUUGCUUAAUUUCUACCAUUCCGUUGGAAGUUUGGUACUUAUCAAGGAUCAAUUAUCUAAAGAUGAUCUAUACCUUGGAGAUGCUGAAGGAAUUUUUCGCUCGAUCAAGGCUUUGAGCCAGAGUGAUGGAAGAUGGCGCUAUAGCUCUAAUAAUCCUGAGUCUAGUACCUUUGCUGCAGGUUUAGCACUUGAAACUCUUGCUGGAGUGAUCUCGCUCUCAUCUUCUGAGAUUGACCAGUCUCUGAUUGGCACAACUAAGAAUGAUAUAUUAAAGCUUUUUGACAGCAUUGAGAAGUAUGAUGAUGGAGCCUUUUACUUUGAUGAGAAGCUGGUUGAUGCGCAUGAACAUCAAGGUUCUCUUUCAACUACAUCUUCUGUUGUCAGAGGAUUGAUAGAAUUUGCAGAUGUGACCUCAGGAAGCUUAAAUCUGCCUAGCGAAAAAGUUGUGGGUUUGGCCAAGUUCUUCCUCGGCAUUGGGAUUCCUGGUGAUGCUCAAGAUCUAUUCAACCAAGUAGACUCGUUGGCUUAUCUGGAGAGAAAUAGGGUGACCAUUCCCUUAAUAUUGUCUCUUCCAGCAACUGUUCUUUCUUUGUCCAAGAAGGACACCCUUAAGGUUAAGGUGAAUACCGUUCUUGGCUCAAAUGCACCUUCUCUGACAGUAAAACUCGUACGAAUUUACAGUUCUGGUUCAAAGGAUACUUCCAUAACUGAGAACCAGGAACUCAAUUUUGACUCUGAAAGUGGCAUAUUUUUCUUGGAUGCUUUGCCAAAGAGCAUUGAUGUUGGAAAAUACAUUUUUGUUUUUGAGACUCUGCUUCAUGACGAUGCUCAUAAAAAUAUUUACACCACGGGAGGCCAAACUAAAGUUCCAAUAUUUGUUACUGGAGUUAUCAAAAUUGACAAUGCUGGAAUAGAAGUGCUUGAAAGUGAUCUCGGGAUCACAGAAGUUCAAAAAAAGCUAGAUUUGGCUGGAGAAAAUCUUGUAUCUUUACCAGCUAACCACCUCCAGAAGUUGCGGCUGUCAUUCAAAUUGACAACUCCUCUUGGCAAUGCUUUUAAGCCACAUCAGGCAAUUUUCAAGUUGAAACAUGAGACUGAUGUGGAGCAUGUCUUUAUUGUGGGAAACUCUGGAAAGAAGUUUGAGAUAGUACUGGAUUUUCUUGGAUUGGUUGAGAAAUUUUAUUAUCUAUCGGGCAGAUAUAACAUCCAGCUCACUGUUGGUGAUGCUGUUAUGGAGAACUCUUUCUUAAAGGCCAUUGGUCAUAUUGACCUAGACCUACCAGAAGCACCUGAGAGUGCACCACGUCCGCCUCCACAGCCUGUUGAUCUUUACUCAAGAUACGGUCCAAAAGCAGAAAUUAACCACAUCUUCAGGGCACCUGAAAAGCACCCAGCUAAGGAGUUAUCUCUAGCCUUCUUGGGUCUUACACUUGUGCCAUUUAUUGGAUUCUUAAUUGGGCUAUUGCGUCUAGGGGUGAAUUUGAAGAACUUCCCAUCUUCAGCUGUAUCUGCCACAUUUGCCUUCCUAUUCCAUUUGGGAAUUGGAGCAGUUUUGCUACUCUAUGCGCUUUUCUGGCUGAAGUUGGAUCUUUUCACAACAUUGAAAGCACUUAGUUUCUUGGGAGUUUUUCUAAUGUUCGUUGGACACAGAAUCCUCUCCCACCUGGCUUCGGCGUCAUCCAAGUUGAAAUCUGCUUGAAGACGUUCAAAACCUCGACGGAAAUUGCAAGUUAAGCUAGGAUAGAUGAGGAAAUUGCCCCAUAAGUUAAAAAGAUAAUUAACAUUUUGACUCAAUUUUGUAGGUUGCGCUCGGUAGACUAUGUACUCUCUAUUAUGAAUUUAUUACACUUAUUUAAAAGGAAAAAAUAGUUCUUACCAAUGACAUUUUUUUA
Messenger RNA from Mercurialis annua (annual mercury), 2404 nucleotides. RefSeq names its product dolichyl-diphosphooligosaccharide--protein glycosyltransferase subunit 2. Bases 109 to 2211 code for a protein of 700 amino acids. The transcript has 20 exons. Gene Ontology annotation, biological process: protein N-linked glycosylation. The record is from RefSeq and is a predicted model, not a curated record. Gene Ontology annotation, cellular component: oligosaccharyltransferase complex; membrane. Lineage: Eukaryota; Viridiplantae; Streptophyta; Magnoliopsida; Malpighiales; Euphorbiaceae.